This is a messenger RNA of Diabrotica virgifera virgifera (western corn rootworm), 1461 nucleotides long. RefSeq lists its product as uncharacterized. NCBI's taxonomy places the organism in Eukaryota, Metazoa, Arthropoda, Insecta, Coleoptera, Chrysomelidae. The record is from RefSeq and is a predicted model, not a curated record. The transcript has 5 exons. Bases 1 to 1461 code for a protein of 486 amino acids.
AUGUCUCGACCUGCACAUCUGAACCAUGAGAAACGGAUUUCGGCGUUUGCGCAAACUAGAAAUACCCACAACCCGACGUGGACUCCAUUUAAUAAGUAUGAUAAAGAAAAAAAACAGGACCAUUUAAAACCCAAAGCAAAUAUUUUACUGGAACCAGAUGUUAAACUUAAUGAUAACAUUGAUAACGACUCACAACCUUUAAACAAAACCUUGGAUUUAUAUGAAUUUCAAGAAAAUGAUUUAGAGGAAAAAGCAUCAAAAUCGCCUGAGUACGACAAGCUGGAAGAAAAAACUUACACUCCAUUAAAAGCUGUAAAUUUUGAUUGCUAUCCAAUUUUGACCAAAAUUGACACGAAUCUAAAUACUGACCAUAGAGACUAUGAAGACAAUGAAGACUUUAGCGAGUCACGUGACACAUCCUCAUAUGUACCCGAAACGGAAAUAGAGUCUGAGGGAGGGGAAGAGGAAACUAUUAUUCCAAUUUUUAAGACCAUAAACGUAACUUGCCCUGAAUCAACUUUAACAAAGGACGAACCCUCGGAAAAGCCCCAUAUUUCUAACAUCGAAACUAAUAAUUCCAUUGUUGCCCUUUCACAUAGAAAAAACAGAGUUUGGGAUAGAAAGAAUUUCUGUCCAAUUUGUUUCGUAGAAGUGAGUCAUUUUGCAAGACAUUUGGAAAGAAAUCAUGCUGACGAAAGUCGAGUAAAAAAGAGUUUAUCUUUUCCAAAAGGAUCUAAUGAAAAGAAAACCUUAUGGGAUUCUUUACGCAAGGAAGGAAAUUUUCAUUUGUUUAGAGAAGAAAAAAAAGUGGUGGCUGUUGGAAGGCCCACGGAAGCCCAAGCAUUAGACUUUGACGAUUUUGUUGCUUGCGAAAACUGUUCUGGGGUGUACAAAAAAAAAUUUUUCUAUAAGCAUGCUAAAAAAUGCCAAGACAAACACACUGGUACAAAGUGUGGGCGACUAAAUGCCUUAACUCAAUCCCAAACAUUUUUAGCGGCUUCUCGCUGCCAAAACAGUUUUUUAUCACAGUCAAGAUUAAAGAAAGAGGUAUUUUGCAUUAUGAAAGCAGAUAAAAUAAGCGCCACCGCAAAAAAUGAUAUUUUAAUAUGUUUAUUCGGGGAAACCCAUCUUAAAAAACAUAAAAGAAAGCAAAUUGUAACAGUAACGUCCAACAAAAUGAGACAAUUAGCAAGACUUUUGAUUGCUCUUAGAGAGUUCACACCUGUUCAGAACCUAAUUGAUGCUAUGAAACCAGAAUUAUUUGACGAUUUAGUUACGGCCACAAAAGUAAUUUCGGGAUUUAGUAAUGCCGAUAAAAGCUUUAAAUCUUCAUCAUUAGCACUUCAUAUGGGUACCACUUUAAAACAAGUAUGCGAUAUAAUUAAUCGAAUGAUUUUAAAAAAAUCCCCAUUAUUUACCUUUAAAAACCCUAAUGAGGAAAAAAAAGCAUUCGAGAUUUAA